This is a messenger RNA of Symphalangus syndactylus (siamang), 891 nucleotides long. RefSeq names its product spermatogenesis associated 46 (gene SPATA46). Gene Ontology annotation, cellular component: nuclear membrane. NCBI's taxonomy places the organism in Eukaryota, Metazoa, Chordata, Mammalia, Primates, Hylobatidae. The record is from RefSeq and is a predicted model, not a curated record. Gene Ontology annotation, biological process: fertilization.
CCUCUGGACAAGCCAGCCAGCCUCUCCAGAGCAGCCGUGUGAUCUCUGUACCCUGCAGUGGUCAGAAUAUGGAGAACUUCUCACUCCUCAGCAUCUCUGGACCUCCAAUCUCUUCCUCCACCCUGAGUGCUUUUCCCGACAUCAUGUUCUCUCGUGCCACCAGCCUGCCAGACAUUGCAAAGACAGCAGUACCCAUUGAGGCAUCCAGCCCAGCUCAGGCCCUGCCACCCCAGUACCAAAGCAUCACUGUCCGGCAAGGGAUACAGAACACAGUGCUCUCACCAGACUGCAGCUUGGGGGACACCCAGCACAGAGAGAAGCUGAGGCGGAACUGCACCAUCUACCGGCCCUGGUUCUCCCCCUACAGCUACUUCGUGUGUGCAGACAAAGAGAGCCAGCUGGAGGCCUACGACUUCCCAGAGGUGCAGCAGGAUGAGGGCAAGUGGGACAACUGUCUUUCCGAGGACAUGCCUAAGAGCAUCUGUUCGUCCUCUUCCUCCCCAGAGAACACUUGCCCUCGAGAAGCCACCAAGAAAUCCAGGCAUGGCCUGGACUCCGUCACAUCCCAGGACAUCCUAAUGGCUUCCAGGUGGCACCCAGCACAGCAGAAUGGCUACAAGUGUGUGGCCUGCUGCCGCAUGUACCCCACCCUGGACUUCCUCAAGAGCCACAUCAAGAGGGGCUUCAGGGAGGGUUUCAGCUGCAAGGUGUACUACCGCAAGCUCAAAGGCCUCUGGAGCAAGGAGCAGAAGGCCCGGAUGGGAGACAGGCUCUCCUCGGGCAGCUGCCAGGCCUUCAAUAGUCCUGCUGAACACCUUAGGCAAAUUGGCGGUGAAGCCUACUUAUGUCUCUAGAGAGAUGCCAAUAAAGUUAGUCACAGCCUUCUGUCCA